This is a messenger RNA of Alligator mississippiensis (American alligator), 5481 nucleotides long. RefSeq names its product hypoxia inducible factor 3 subunit alpha (gene HIF3A). The record is from RefSeq and is a predicted model, not a curated record. Gene Ontology annotation, biological process: regulation of transcription by RNA polymerase II; cellular response to hypoxia. Gene Ontology annotation, molecular function: protein dimerization activity; RNA polymerase II transcription regulatory region sequence-specific DNA binding; DNA-binding transcription factor activity, RNA polymerase II-specific. The transcript is spliced from 15 exons. NCBI's taxonomy places the organism in Eukaryota, Metazoa, Chordata, Crocodylia, Alligatoridae. The coding region runs from base 80 to 2056 and encodes 658 amino acids.
GCGGGGGGAGGGGCGGCGGGGAGGGGGCUCGGCGAGGGGACGCGGCGGCGGCGGCGCGGGGCGGCGGCGGGACGGAGCCAUGGAGGGAGCGCGGCUGCCGGGGCCCAGGUCGACGACGGAGCUGCGCAAGGAGCGGUCGCGGGAUGCGGCGCGGAGCCGGCGCAGCCGCGAGACCGAGGUGUUCGUGCAGCUGGCGCACGCCCUGCCCCUGCCCCGCGGCCUCGGCGCCCACCUGGACAAGGCCUCGGUCAUGCGCCUCACGCUCAGCUUCCUGCGCCUGCGCCGCCUGCUCGCCCACGGGGCGUGGGCUGAGGCCGGGGAGGAGCCGGUGGCCGCCUGCUACCUGAAGGCGCUGGAUGGCUUCGUCAUGGUGCUGAGCGGCGAUGGGGACAUGAUCUACCUGUCGGACAACGUGGGCAAGCACCUGGGCCUCGGGCAGCUGGAGCUGCUGGGCCACAGCGUCUUCGACUUCGUGCACCCCUGCGACCACGAGGAGCUGCAGGACGUGCUCAGCCCCCGGCAGGGGUUCUCCAAGAAGCGGACGGAGCCGACGGAGCGCUGCUUUGCGCUGCGCAUGAAGAGCACGCUGACCGCCCGCGGCCGCACCGUCAACCUCAAGUCGGCCACCUGGAAGGUGCUGCACUGCGCUGGGCACCUGCGGACCUAUGGGGCGGGGCCGGGGGCGGGGCCGGGACCAGAGGAGGCGGAGCCGCCGCUGCGCUGCCUGGUGCUGAUCUGCGAGGCCAUCCCGCACCCUGCGCACGUGGAGGCGCCGCUGGGCAGCAGCGCCCUGCUCACGCGCCACAGCAUGGACAUGAAGUUCACCUACUGCGACGACCGGAUGGUGGAGGUGGCGGGGUACACGCCCGCCGAGCUGCUGGGCUGCUCCGUCUACGAGUACGUCCACGCCCUCGACUCGGACACCGUCAGCCGCAGCGUCCACACCCUGCUGAGCAAGGGGCAGGCGGUGACGGGGCAGUACCGGUUCCUGGCCAAGAGCGGGGGCUACCUGUGGACCCAGACCCAGGCCACCGUCAUCUCCAACAGCAAGAACGCGCAGCCCGAGGGCAUCGUCUGCGUCCACUUCGUGCUCAGCUGUGUGGAGGAGACAGGGGUGGUGCUGUCCCUGGAGCAGACGGAGCGGCAGGGGGAGGGGCGGCGCCUGCCCCCCCCGGCCCCCCCCGGCCCCCUGCCCACCGGAGCCCUCGACGACCCCGACGCCGGCGACACCAUCAUCAACCUCAGCUUCGAGCUGCGGGGCCCGCGGCUCCUGGCCUUCCUGCACCCGGCGCACGUGAGCGAGGCUGACCUCCAGCGCGACCCGCGGCGCUUCUGCAGCCCCGACCUGCAGCGCCUGCUUGGGCCCAUCUUCGACCCCCCGGGGGGCAAGGGGGUGGAGCCUCUCCCUGGCCCACCCCCCAAGGCUAGCACCGCCCCCAGCCGCCCCAUCAAGGGCAUCUCCCCGGCGCUGCCGGCCGAGCUGCUGCUGGACGUGGAGGGCGUCUGCGUGCAGAAGCUGUUUGCGUCGAGCGCGGAGGUGGAGACGGCGCUGCAGGACGCGGAGGGGCUGGACCUGGAGAUGCUGGCGCCCUACAUCUCCAUGGACGACGACUUCCAGCUGGGUGGACCCGGCGCGGAGCCGGCCUGGCGACCACGGCCCCCCCCGCGCCCGCGCUCCAGCAGCUUCCACGGCGCCGAGCCACGGCCCUCCCCGCCCCCCGGCCUGCCCCGCUGGGGCAGCGACCCCCGCCUCGCCCAGUCCCGGCCUGGACAGCCCCCUGGGGCGCGGGGCACCGCUGGCAAGAGGACCCUGGAGCUGAGCCCGGAGGAGGACGAGGCGUCGCCCCCCAAGAGGGCUCCCCCCCGCCCCGAGCCCCCCGGCCUGCUACCUGCCCUCAGCCUGGGCUUCCUGCUGAGCGUGGAGGAGGGGCUGGACAUCGCCCCCCACCGGGGCAAGAAGCUGCUGGCCCUGGAUGAGCCGAUGGCCCUGCUCCGGGACCUGCUGCCCUUCGCGGUGGACACCGACCUCCUGGCCGACCUGGCCCCCAGCCCCUGACCCCCCCCUGCGCCCCCCACCCCCCCGCGGCCGCCCCCCACCAGCAUCUUCUUGCCUUCCCCUCGGGGCCCUGCGACCACAUCCUACCUCAGCCCUGCCCCCCCGCGGCCCCCCCAGGAUCGGGGCACGGGGGGGACCCCCCCCUUCAUGGUGCUAGACCCCCCCAGGGGGCUUGGGGGGCCCUUCAGAAGCCAAAUACGGGGCUGAACAGGGGGAAGCGAUGGGGUCAUCAAAGCUGGGGGGUGGGAUCUCCCCCCCCCCAUACUGGCCCCCUGCCCUCCCCUCCCCCCAGCCUAGCAGGGACCCUUUACCUGUAUGAGGGGGCCACGCGGCCCCCCCCACCCCUUUCUGGUGCCUGUUGGUGACUUGUUUACUGGGGCCUCGCCCAUUCCCUGCCAGGGGGCCACGAUGCCCCCCCCCCGGGGUCUCCCCGGGGUUCGGUACCCACGCUGGGGCUUCAGUAGCCCUGUAGGCCCCCCCACCUGAGUAACCCUAUAGACCCCCCCAAGAGGGACCCCAAUAUUUUUUUGGGGGGAGGGGGGUGUGGACGGACCAGGCCUGGAUCCCUCCGGCCCCGGUGCCCGGGGUGGGGACAGACAUUCCCGCCCCCCUCAGUCCCUGAACUGUGGAAUUGGGGGGUUUUAGCGCUUUGUUUCUGGGCCCCGGUGGGGGGGGCACGAGGGCCGUGCUCUGGCUCGCACGAGGAGCCCGGAGGCACAGGUGGGGGUUGCUCCCCGCGCCUGGAGCUGUCCUGGGGUCGCGGCUGCAGCUAGUGCUUGGAUCAGGCACGGGGGCUGUCCGAGGAUAACCCCGGACACACGGCCUUUAUCCCGGGAUAAUGGCCUUCGUCCCAAGAGAAUGACCUUUAUCCCAGGGUAACAACCUUUAUCUUGGGGUAAAGACCUUUAUCUCUGGAUAACCUUUAUCCUGGAAUAAUGACCUUUGUCCCAGGAGAACAACCUUUAUCCCAGGGUAACAUCCCUCCAGGGCUUCCUACGCAGCCAGUAUGGGGUUAAUUCCAUUGGUGUAAACGAGUCACAUGCUGGGCCUUCAGCUCCGCCCAGCCACUUUGCAUAUGAACGAGUGGUCCCACUUAGGGGUGGAGACUCUCCUGCAAUCCCCCUGGUGGGAGUGAAGCUACACUAACCCCCCUCCCCUGCCAGACCCUUCCCGGGGUAAGUGUGGACAGAUGGUGGCUCGCUCACGCUUACAGACGGCCCCCCCCAACUCAUUAACCGGCUCUAAUUGGGUGCCGGUGGCAGAGGCGGGGAGUGGGUAUAUCCCGGGAUAAGCUGUGAUGCGGGUGCUAUUAGACCGGGGUAAGUCUCUUACCCCCAGCGGGGUGGAGCUCCUCCCCCCACCCCCAGUCUUUCCCAGUACAGACCAGUUUCUUUGUGUAUCGGAUCUUGAACUCGCUUUCGCAAAGCGCCCACCCCGACCCCGGGGCCAAACGCACACUCCCGGGGGGCUCACAUGCCCUUCGCACUAGUGUCGAGGCUCGCAUGUGUGCGAGGGAGCCCCCCUGCCUCUCCCCCCCCAAGUCUAUUGUGCUUGACGACACCCCAGCAAAACAGCAUGAGGAAAAACCUCCCCCGAUCCGUAGCUGGGGGGGCCGUGCCCCCCCACCCCCAGGUGCCAGGCCCCCCCCCCCCCCCGGGCCUGGCACCCUGGCAGCUGUUCACAGCCGCACACAAUCACACGCACACACCAAUAGACCAGCGCGGGGGGGCACAGGGGCAGCCACCCUACCGCCCACCUGCGCCACCUCCGUCCUCACCUUGUCUGUGGGUCCCAUUCAUGUCGCGUCCCCUCCUGCCCUGUAUCGGGGUCUCAGUCCCCUCAGCCACAGCCCCCCUGGAUCUAGGGGUCUUCCCCCCCAGCCUGUCCUAUGUUAGGGGUCUCCCCCCCGAAUCUAGGGGUCUUGCCCCCCCCACACUCAGCCUGUCCUGUAUUAGGGGUGUCAGCUCCCCCAGAUCUAGGGGUCUUGGCCUGUGCCCCUGGGAGCCUGCCCUAUACCGGGGGUCUCUGCCCCCCCAAUCUGGGGGUCUCACCCCCCCCACUUGACCUGCCCCAUAUCAGGGAGUCUCAGCCCCCUGCCAGCCACGGCCCCCCCAGAGCUGGGGGUUUCAGCCUCCCCCAGACCACGGCAGCUACUUCAGAGUGGGGUCCCCCUUUGUGGGACCCCCUUUUUUAAUGGGGGGGCGACCACGAUCACUGUGAUACAGAGGACCCCCCCACGCACACAGACCCCCCCCGCCCCCCCCCCAGGAAGGGGUUUGGGGUGGGGGCGCGCAAGGCUGGGCCCAAUCCUGAGCUCACCAGUGGGGAAGGCAGGAGCCAGUGGGGUAGAAGUGUCAAUCAGGAGUGACUCCUGUGAUGUCAGUGGGGUAAACUGGUGUCAAUCAGGAGUGACUCCAGAGAAGUCAGGGUAUCCGUGGCUGCAAAUGAGUGAUCCCACUGAUACCCAAGGGAUAGAACCGGUGUAAAUCAGGAGUGUCUCCAUAGACACCGAUGGGGUAGAACAGGGGCCAUCAAUCAGGAUUGCCUCUGUUAAACCUUGAGGUAUAGAUUGGUGCAAAUCAGGAGUGACUCGGCUUUGGGGUAAAACUGAUGUCAAUCAGGAGCAACUCCAUUGAUUCUCUGGGGUAAAAGUGCAAAUCAGGAGUGAUUCUGUUACACUUUGGAUAGAAGUGGUGUCAAUAAGGAGUGACUCUUGUGAUGAUUAGGGUAGAAGUGGUGUAAAUCAGGAGCAGCUCCCUUGGCAUCAAUGGGGUAGAAAUGGCUUAAAUCUGGAGUGACCCCCCAUACAUAGAUUGAUGUAAAUCGGGAGUGACUCUGAUUUCCAUGGGGUAAAACGACUGUCAAUCUGAUAUUGCCCCAUUGAUUCUUUGGGGUAAAAAUGGUGCAAAUGAGUGACUCCAUUGAUUUCUGUGGGGUAAAAGUGGUGCCAAGCCCGAUCCACUCCCAUUCAUUCUCUAGGGACAAUCAGUACAGAUCUGGAGUGAUCUCUGUGGACAGAAAUGGUGUUAAUCAGGAGUGACUCCAUUGGCAUCUUGGGGUAGAAUGGGUGUAAAUCAGGAGUGACUAGUGGAAUCGGGAGGCACAAAUUGGUGCCACUCAGGAGCAUCCCUGCUGACUCCAUUGGGGUAGAACUGGAGUCGCUCCGGAGUGACUCCCCCAAGUGGUGGGGUGUAGGGACUGAUUUCCAUGGGGUAAAAUCAGUGCCGAUCUGGAUUGACCCUCCUUGAUUCUGUGGGGUUAAAGUGGUGCAAAUCAGGAGCGAUGCCGGUGGGGUGGACCCGGUGUUGCUCUGGAGUGACUCCAGGGCCAGGCUGGGCCGGGGGGUUUCCGCGUGUCUGUAGCGUGUCCUCGCCGUGUCCGUCUCUGCCUGUCGCUGUCGUGAUCAUAAACACGUCUGGUAACGA